This is a messenger RNA of Puma concolor (puma), 2223 nucleotides long. The record is from RefSeq and is a predicted model, not a curated record. Lineage: Eukaryota; Metazoa; Chordata; Mammalia; Carnivora; Felidae.
AUGAAUUCCCCCAAUGCAAGGCCACGUUCACUUGAAAAUUACUCCCCAGGAGAGGUCAGGUCUCCUGCAGCUACUGCGUCGGCCUCGCUCUCAGGUUUGAUGCGAGACAGAGAACGCAUCUACUCGUUCGCCACCUGGGCUUCCGUCACCUCCCAGAGGACUUUAUGCGGAGAGAAGCGACCACCCACGAGCGCCCCCGGGCCAGUUUCCGCCGGUCUUACCAAGGCGUCGGGCGACCCUUCACCUCGGAGACGACAACACGAACCUUCGCUGGGUAACAAGCGCGGGGACGCGCUGGUUCUCAUUCGAUGCAUACAGACGGAGCAGGGCUCACCCCGCGCUCAGGCACCGAGCCGUUUCCUCCGUCACCGGCCCCUCCCGCACAAGGCCUCCGUCCCACCGGUCACCAACAACCACCACAGCCACCCGGGUCUCACCCACCACGUCCUCCCCGCCUGCCCACAGGCCCUCAGUCGCGAGAGCAUCCGGGACCGUCUUCUCGCGAUGCCGCGGCGGCGACGUGAACUACCGGGAGGAGCGCAGCGCACAUGCGCAGAAGGCCCCGAGCGGCUCCUGCGCCCGAGCAGGAAGCGCGCGCUGAGUUUCUUAAGACCCUGGCGACACCUCCUUCGGAAUCAGCCUUCAGGCUUAGGAGACUUUGGAUUAAUUGACCAUGUAGGGUUAUCCAUUCCUAAACCAGAAGUGAUCCUCAAGUUGGAGCAAGGAGAGGAGCCAUGGAUAUUAGAGUCCCCGGGCCAGAGUGACCCAGAAUUAAUUAAUAGCAGUAGAAACUAUUCAAGAAAGAAGUUCAAUGAGUUUAACAAAGGUAGAAAUUGGCUCCAUAAUGAUAAGCAUGAAGGAAUUUAUUCUGAAGAGAAACUUUAUAAAUAUAAUAAAAACGGGAAUGGCCUCCAUCUUAAUGAAGAUUUUGUUCACCGUCAGAAAAUUCAGAUUUUGGAGCAACCUUUUGAGUACAGUGAAUGUAGGAAAGCUUUCCAUGAGAAUUCACUCUUUGUUGUACAUAAGAAAACUUACACAGGAAAGAACUCCUGUGAACACACUGAUUAUGGGAAGAUCUUCUGUGAUAUGUCAUCCCUCAUGGCUCAUCAGAGAACACAUCCAAGAGAGAAUCAGUAUGAAUUUAAUGAAUGUGGAGAAAAUUUCUUUGAGGAAUCCAUUCUCUUUGAGCAUCAGAGUGUUCAGCCUUUCAGCCAGAAGUCAAACCUCAUUCCAGUUCAGAGAAGCCACUCAAUUGACAAUGUGAUUGAAUAUAAUGAAUGUAGAACGUUUUUCAGUGAAAAGCUAGUCUUUGGUGUACAACAGAGAACACGCACAGGAGAAAAACCUUAUGAGUGUCAUGAUUGCGGAAAAACCUUCAACCAGAAGUCAGCCCACACAAGACAUCAGAGAACACACACAGGGGAAAAAUCUUGUGAAUGUCAGGAAUGUGGGAAAACUUUCUACAAGAAUUCAGACCUCAUUAAACACCAGAGAAUUCACACAGGGGAGAAACCUUUUGAAUGUCAGGAAUGCGGGAAAUCCUUCAGUGAAAAGUCAACCCUCACUCAACAUCGAAGAACACACACAGGGGAGAAACCGUAUGAAUGUCGUGAAUGUGGGAAAGCCUUCUCGUUCAAGUCAGUCCUUACUGUACAUCAGAAAACACACACAGGGGAGAAGCCCUACGAGUGUUAUGAAUGUAGGAAAGCCUUUCUUAGAAAAUCAGACCUCAUUAAACAUCGAAGAACUCACACAGGGGAGAAACCUUAUGAAUGUAAUGAAUGUGGGAAAUCCUUCUCUGAGAAGUCAACCCUUACCAAACAUCUGAGAACUCACACAGGUGAGAAACCCUAUGAAUGUAUUGAAUGUGGGAAAUUUUUCUGCUACUACUCGGGUUUCACAGAACAUCAGAGAAGACACACAGGGGAGAAACCUUUUGGAUGUAAUGAAUGUGGGAAAAACUUCCGUCAGAAGUCAGCCCUAAUUGUUCAUCAGAGAACUCACAUAAGACAGAAACCCUAUGAAUGUAAUGAAUGUGGGAAAUCAUUCUGUGUAAAGUCAAAACUCAUUGCACAUCAUAGAACACACACAGGGGAAAAACCCUAUGAAUGUAAUGUAUGUGGAAAAUCAUUUUAUGUGAAGUCAAAACUCACUGUACAUCAACGAACACAUUUGGGGAGAAACCCUAUAAAUGUAAUAAAUGGGGGAAAUCACUCUGGGUGA